CCCUAUUUUUCAUCUUUCCCCCCCUCUUGCAUCAGACGCUCGCUGGAUUCUGGCGCUGGGGCCGAACCGGGAGGACUUUGACCAUUUCCCCACGGGGCUCGAUCCUCGGGGUGCCCGGAGUUAAGAAGCCACAGAGAGAGAAGACCGGGAGCAGGAGGACAGACCCCAGCCCCCCAGCCCCCUUCCCAUCCAGCUGCCAACAAUGCCCCCCACCCAUUUGUACUUAAGGGGAGAGCAGCCCAUGGACCGGGAAGUGGGGGAAAGGAGCCACAGGCCCAGCGACCCCGAGUUCGUGGGAGCCCUCCGUGGGCCUGGCCAGCCCCGGGCUCAUUCGUGAGCCUGCCCGUGCUGGAAUCCGGCCCCUGGCUCCUGGCGCCCGCCGCCUGCUCCUGCGUCCAGCCCACGUCCACAGCCUUCUCUUCCUCGGACCCCCCACCAGCUGCGUGCCGGACGCCCCCAAGGGGAUGGAGACAGUGGGGAAGUUUGAGUUCAGCAGGAAGGACCUCAUUGGCCACGGCGCCUUCGCCGUGGUCUUUAAAGGGAGGCACAAAGAGAAACAUGAUCUGGAGGUGGCAGUCAAGUGCAUUAACAAGAAAAACCUGGCCAAGUCUCAGACCCUGUUGGGGAAGGAAAUCAAAAUCCUGAAGGAAUUGAAACAUGAAAAUAUCGUGGCCUUGUAUGAUUUCCAGGAGGUGGCCAGCUCUGUGUACUUGGUUAUGGAGUACUGCAAUGGGGGUGACCUUGCUGACUACCUGCACUCCAUGCGGACCCUGAGUGAGGACACCAUCCGGCUCUUCCUCCAGCAGAUUGCAGGUGCCAUGAGGAUGCUGCACAGCAAGGGUAUCAUCCACCGGGACCUGAAGCCCCAGAAUAUCCUCUUGUCCUACUCUGGGGGCCGAAAGUCCAACCCCAACAACAUCCGGGUGAAGAUCGCUGAUUUUGGAUUUGCCCGUUACCUACAGAACAACAUGAUGGCGGCCACGCUCUGCGGUUCUCCCAUGUACAUGGCCCCUGAAGUCAUCAUGUCCCAACACUAUGAUGCCAAAGCUGAUCUGUGGAGUAUAGGGACAAUCAUCUACCAGUGUCUGACAGGCAAGGCCCCCUUCCAGGCCAGCAGUCCACAGGAUCUACGACUGUUCUAUGAGAAGAAUAAGACACUGUUGCCCAGCAUCCCCAGGGAGACAUCCAGCCACCUGAGACAGCUGCUUCUGGGCCUUCUUCAGCGGAACCACAAAGAUCGGAUGGACUUUGAUGAAUUUUUCCAUCACCCUUUCUUGGAUGCAAGCUCCUCCAUCAAGAAAUCUCCCCCAGUGCCCAUGCCCUCGUACCCCAGCUCAGGCAGUUCUUCCAGCAGCAGCUCUACCUCCCACCUGGCAUCGCCUCCUUCCCUCGGGGAGAUGCAGCAGCAGCUGCAGAAGACGCUGACCUCCCCAGCCCCGGAUCCUGGAGGCUUCCUUCAGGGCUCCAAGGACUCGGGUGGCAGCAGCAAGAACUCUUCCUGUGACACAGACGACUUCGUCAUGGUCCCUGCCCAGUUCCCAACUGACUUGACAGGGGAAGCCGCAGGAGCCAAGGCCACUCAGGACAGUCUGAUGUACAGUGGGAGCUCCCUGGUAACUUCAGCUGGGCUGGAGAGCCAGGGACGGACGCCGUCUCCCUCACCCCCCUACAGUGGUUCCCCCAGCCCCUCUGGCCGACCCAGUGCUUUCUCCAGUAGCAGGUACGGCCCGUCUGUCCCCAUUCCUGUCCCCACUCAGAUCCAGAACUACAGGAGAAUCGAACAGAACCUCCAGUCCCCCAACCAGUACACUCCGCCACCCCCACGGUCUGGCAUGGUUCGGAGGUCCAGCAGUACUAGCCCCCUGGGCUUUAAGACUGGCAUCUCCCCCCCGUGUUUCCCUGAGCAUGGAGCCACCUUUCCCAGGAAGUCUUCUUUGGGAGGUGCCAAGCCAUAUAACCCAUCUCCCCAAGCUGGAGCCGUCCCAGAGCGUCCAGGCCAGAGCGGGGUCCCCUCCCCACAAGGCACUGAGAUGUGUGGAGUUGGCAGCGGUGGCAGCAGGGUCUCCCGACCUGGCACCUCUCUCCCAGACCAUUCUCCCAGGGGGCUGGGCUACCGUCUGCACAGCGCCCCCAACCUCUCUGACCUGCACGCGGUGAGGCCCAAACUGCCUAAGCCGCCCACAGACCCUCUGGUGGCCCCCUUUGCUUACCCCCAGGCCAGUCCUCCCCAGCAGCACUAUGGGCUGCAGCCCUGUCGGACCCUGAGGGCAUCCCCGAAGCUGCCCGACUUCAUGCAGCGGAACCCCCUGCCCCCCAUCAUGGGCUCUCCCACCAAGGCUGUACCUGCUUUUGAGUUCCCCAAGACACCGAGUUCCCAGAACCUGCUUGCUCUUCUGGCCCAUCAAGGGGUAGUGGUGACCCCCACACGGAACAGGACUCUGCCUGACCUCCGAGAGAUGGGCCACUUCCAGAGCCCGCCCAGCCUGGGCUUGAGACCCGUGGAAGAGAUCAAAGGACCCUUUGGCAGGUCCCUCAGCACUGGCCGUCUCACUGACCUGCUCCUCAAAGCUGCAUUUGGGUCCCAGGCCCCUGAUACAGGGAGCAGUGAAAGCCUUCAGGAGAAGCCCAUGGAGAUAGCUCCCUCUGCUGGAUAUGGAGGGAACCUGCUCCCAGGGGCUAGGGCCGGGGGCUCUUCCAGCCCUUCCCCUGUCAUCUUCACAGUGGGCUCCCCUCCCAGUGGCACAACCCCACCCCAGAUCCCUCGGACCCGGAUGUUCUCAGGUCCCUGCUGGCUGCCUCUCCUUCACACACAUGCAGAUACCCUCCUGGGCUCCUCCAGUUCCCAGAGCUCAGGCAGCUCCUUCAGUGGUCGCCAUCUGAUCCCUGGCAUGGGAGGAGAGGCAGCAGAGGCCCCGGCCAAUCUGCGUUGCUACGGCUUCACCGAUCCCAUCACUGCCAACCUGGAGGGGGCCGUGACCUUCGAGGCCCCUGACUUGCCUGAGGAGACACUUAUGGAGCAAGAGCACACAGACAUCCUGCGUAGCCUCCGAUUCACACUGGCCUUUGUCCACUGUGUCAUGGAGAUGGCCUCUGCCAAGGGCAGUGCGGGAGAGAUGGGCAGCUCUGUGGCUUCCGAGUACCAGCUGCAGGAGAGCAUCGUGGCCGACCAGAUCAGCCUGCUGAGCAGAGAGUGGAGUUACGCAGAACAGCUGGUGUUAUAUCUGAAGGUGGCUGAGCUGCUCUCCUCUGGCCUGCAGACCGCUAUUGAACAGAUCAAAGCUGGGAAACUCUGCUUGUCCUCCACCGUCAAACAAGUCGUGCGGAAACUGAACGAGCUUUAUAAGUCAAGUGUGUCGUCCUGCCAUUGCCUGAACCUGCAGCUGCAGAAAUUCUUCCUGGAUAAGCAGAGGCUCAUGGACCGAAUCAACAGCAUCACUGCUGAGAAGUUAAUCUUCAACUACGCCGUGCAGAUGGUGCGUUCCGCGGCCCUGGAUGAGAUGUUCCAUCACCGAGAGGACUGCGUGCAGCGCUACCACAAGGCCUUGCUGCUCAUGGAGGGCCUCCAUCAGAUCCUCACGGAGCAGGCGGACAUUGACAACAUCAGCAAAUGCAAGAUGUGCAUUGAGCGGAGACUCUCGGCCCUGCUGUCUGGCAUUUGUGCCUAAGCCCCCAUGCAGCUCCUCUUGCCCACCCACCACCCUUUUAUGCUUCACGGGACAGCCGUCCACCCACUUGCCAACUGGGGGGCAGUUCCUGGCAGCCGUCUGGGCUGCAUCACGUCUGCAGUCUCAGCCAGACGGACUUGUCAGGACAAAGGCUUUUGGAUCCGUCUCCAAGAAUCCACAUCCCAGUUUUGGAGCCCUGUGACCUCUGCCUCCCUCCCAGGAACAGAGCAAAGGAGAUUAGAAGUCACUACAGUCAGUCACCGCUGGCGCAGCCACCCCAAAAGAGGGGGAGGUGUUUCUCUCCCUGAGGGAGACCACGGAACUUCCGUCCCCACUGUCCCUUGUCCUUUGAAGAGAGUCACGCUGCUACAGAAAUAACUUUUACCAUUUCCAGGGGUCAGGCCCCUCCAAUGCUACGUCCGUUGCAGGCAGUGGACACUGGGACACAAGGAGGGAACCCCAAGCAUGAAACCCUGACACCAGGCCAGUUACUUUUCCCACUCCUCCCCCCACCCCCGACCCCCCAUGCUUUCUGCCAGUCAAUCACUUUUCCAAGAUGGCUCUGCCCCCACCUGGUGCUGCCGCAGCAGACUAGCGACCUGCAGAUGGCCAGGGCUGGAGCCACCCAGGUGUGUGGGGAACCAAAAAAACCGACCCGACUGUUUGCCUCAAGAACUCGGAUCAUUUUUGUGUGCUGGAGCUCUUAACGCCAAAAUGUGCAUAUUCUCAGUGGCUUCGUCCUCAACAUGCUCAAAUGAGCCCAAAUGAGAAUGCACGUCAUCUCUUGCUUUUAAUCUGACUUUAAGGGGAAUUUAAAAAAAUGUAACAGAACAAAAAGCCCCUAAGCCAACCCAUACUAGCUUUGUGAAUCGGAAGGAGCACUUUACACACUAUGGUUGGAGAGGAGGACCUUUGAUCACGCUUCGCAGGUUCCCUGCAACCAUACUGACUGCUAGAAAAAGCUCUCAUCUUCUCACCUUUACUCCCCUCACACCCCCAGUUACUAUAUUGCACUACGAGCGUGUACAUAUAUAUAUAUAUAUAUAUAUAUAAAUAUAUGUGUGUGAGUGUGUGUAUGUUGUGUGUAUUUAACAGAACUGUAUCCUGUACUUGUGAUGGAAACAACAGAUGAGCACCACACUGUGCCAGCUUGGGACCUGCCGUUCCAAGAGAAGAGAUACAGUCCUUUUAAUUUAAUGUUCUUAUAAGGACAGACAGUAUGAAUAUAAAGCCUCCAGGCUUUCUAAUUUCAGAACAGACGUUGAAAAAUCUCACACACUUCAGACCUAAAAAAAAAAGUGUUUUUCUUUUUAAAGAAAAAAAAACUUGAUAUAGAGUUUUGGUUUUCUUUUUGUUGUUUGGGUGGGGGCUGGGUGUGUGUGGGUGCUUGUGUGAUUGUGUGAGGGAAAGCUCGAUGUUUCUUUUCUGAUGAGACUUUGGAGCCAAAAUGACACCACGGCUGAAUGGCUGAGUGUGUUUGCUUGGUGUGAUUGGCGCUGGGGCCCGACUGGCUGUGGAUGCAUGAAUGGAAAGGCGAGUUUCCGUUGGGUGUGGGCUCAGUGACCUCUUGGCUCUUCUGUGAACACAGGUCCUGGCAGCAGUAUUGUGCGAACCCCUGAGAGGAUGGUCUUCAAGACCACCUCUUUCCCAAGCACGCUUCUCCUUGGGUGACUAGUGACUCCCCAGCCGUGACAGAAUAUGGAUUUUAGUUUGCACGUUCUGUGCCAUUAAAAAACAACAUGUGCAAGAAACUUCCCUAAAGCCUGCGUUUGGCCCUAGCAUUCAGUGAGGGGACCUUCAUGCUCUGCAUCACAGGAACACCUUCACUGACUUGAGACCUUCUAAUGGGGCCCAUCGACUUCCAGGUCUUUGGCAGCCGGUUGAAAGGGGUCCAAUGGUCAUGGCCGGGUCUCCUGGCCUCCCCAACCCAUGAAUCCAGUUUCUUAGAGUACCUCCAGCUAGGGCAGGUAGUGGGGACUUACCCACAAACCUGAAGGGCAGUGGGUAGUGCCCCCCCCCUCCAUCCCAAGCCCCCAACUCAGGUAUAGGGCCCUGCUGUGUGCUUGAGAAGAUAAAGCCAUGUGAGUUGGUCAACCUGUUCCCCACCUGUGCUUCACAUUACUUGAAUGUAUCACAAGAGUCCCCAUUCAACCUAUGUAUGUAUAUAUAUACAUAUAUAUGUAUAUACACACACAAAUGUGUGUAUAUAUGUAUAUAUAUCAUAUAUAGACUCAUUGCCUUCCCCCACAAGUGGUUUACAAAUUUUAUAUAUGUAUAUAUAUAUAUAUACACAUGCAUACAUAUAUGUAUACGUAAGAUUCUUCUAGGUGUGUGUAUACACAUACGUAUGUGCACACAUAUAUUUUUUUCUCAAUACUUGAAACUUUGCCACUGCUUGGAAUUAAGAUGGGGGGGAAGAGCGUGCUGUUUCUGUUGCCAUAAGCUUGGCAACAUUUUCACCUAACUGCAUGUAGUGUGGUAACCUUCCCUGCUGAUCAGUGGUCCAUUAUGGAAUGCAAACACAUCUCAACAGGGAAACAUGGCACGGGGAUUGUUGCUGGCAUCCUCCAUGGGCCAGAGUUGUGUCUGUGGCCACAUUUGUGUGUUACUAGUGUCUCAAUAGGUAUUGAGAGCCUAAUGAUGAAUGCGUAGCUUCAGGAUUUCGUGGAAAGGACAGCCAGUUAUUCUUCACGGUAAUUAAUGCCUGAUAUGUGUUGUGGUGUUUUUUUUUUUCAAAGGUUCUGUUUGAGUGAUCCCCCUUUUUUUUUUCUUUGAAUUGUGUAAUAUCAAUUUAAAUAAACUGAUUUGAAAUUGUU
Phascolarctos cinereus (koala) is the source of this 6481-nucleotide messenger RNA. It is a transcript of the gene ULK1, whose product is annotated as unc-51 like autophagy activating kinase 1. Gene Ontology annotation, cellular component: cytosol; phagophore assembly site; phagophore assembly site membrane. The record is from RefSeq and is a predicted model, not a curated record. NCBI's taxonomy places the organism in Eukaryota, Metazoa, Chordata, Mammalia, Diprotodontia, Phascolarctidae. Gene Ontology annotation, molecular function: protein serine/threonine kinase activity; ATP binding. Gene Ontology annotation, biological process: positive regulation of autophagy; autophagosome assembly; response to starvation.